Macadamia integrifolia is the source of this 1627-nucleotide messenger RNA. Its product is annotated as U1 small nuclear ribonucleoprotein A-like. The transcript is spliced from 12 exons. NCBI's taxonomy places the organism in Eukaryota, Viridiplantae, Streptophyta, Magnoliopsida, Proteales, Proteaceae. Gene Ontology annotation, molecular function: mRNA binding; S-adenosylmethionine-dependent methyltransferase activity. Bases 182 to 1354 code for a protein of 390 amino acids. The record is from RefSeq and is a predicted model, not a curated record.
GUUAGUGUUGAUUAUUUGGCGAAGCCAAUUGAUGUUUUCAAGGAGAUGUAUCGUGUUCUUAAGCCUGGAGGUCUAGCCAUAAUGAGCUUUUCAAAUCGUUGCUUUUGGACAAAAGCAAUCUCUAUAUGGACAUCAACUGGUGAUGCUGAGCAUGUUUUGAUUGUUGGGUCCUAUUUCCAUUAUGCUGGAGGCUUUGAACCUCCUCAGUCUCUCACUUGAGAGCAUUUCAGAGAUCUUGUCUCAGAGUGUGAUCAGAGAAUGGCAAGAAGGCUCACGCCAUGGACGUGGCUGCUGCUAUGAGUUACUGAGGAUUUUGAGCAUGAGAGCCCAAAUCCAAGCCCCUCCACGUCUCCACCACUACCAGCUUCCCCAGAACCCGAUCGUCCUUCCUCCAUCUCAGCAGCUGUCCAUCAUGCAUCCACCAAACGUUGCCGUUGCCGAGAUGUCCUCGGCGACGAUCCAACAUCAUCAUCAUCUGCAGCAGCCGCAGCCGCCGCUGCCAUAUGAUCCCUAUUACCACCAUUACCAACAGCAAUUCCAGCAGCAACACCAAAGCUUGGGGUACAACAAUCAAGUAGGUCAAGAAAUGCAGCACAUCCAGACCUUGUUCGUGUCGGGCCUUCCCGACGAUGUCAAACCCCGGGAAAUCCAUAACCUCUUCCGCAGGCGCCCGGGAUUCGAAUCCUGCCAGCUCAAGUACACCGGCCGCGGCAAUCAGGUUGUUGCAUUUGCUUCCUUUUUCAAUCAUGAGUUGGCGAUGGGAGCACUGUCCGCAUUAAAUGGUGUACCUUUUGACCCUCAAACUGGAGCUACUCUACAUAUUGAGCUGGCAAGGUCAAAUUCAAGGAAAAAACGUCCAGCAGGGAGUGGAGCCUAUGUCGUUAUUGAUAAAAGAUUGAAAGCAACAUCUGAUGCUCAAGACACCUGGAGCAAUGAUGGAGAUGGUGGAUCGGAUGAACCAUCUGGCGAACUUCAUUCCAGCAACAAGGGUGAUUUAGCUACUGCAGAGAGUGGUGAAACAAGGGUUGACCCUGAUAAUGCAGGAGCUGCUGCAAAUCAGGAGCAAUCAGAAAAGACUUAUACAGGGGAAGUACAACCAUGUUCAACUUUAUUUAUUGCAAAUCUAGGUCCAAAUUGCACGGAAGAAGAACUGAAGCAAGUUCUGACUCAAUAUCCUGGAUACCAUGUACUAAAGAUGCGCGCCAAGGGUGGAAUGCCAGUUGCCUUUGCUGAUUUUGAGGAUACUGAACGCGCUACAGAAGCCAUGGAGAGUCUGCAAGGCAGCAUGCUACCAUCUUCUGAUCGUGGGGGCUUGCACAUAGAAUAUGCAAGGUCUAAAAUGAGGAAAGCUUAGAGGAAAGGACUGCAGAAUAUCAAAAUCUUCAAAUCCACUGUGAUCGAGAUUUUCCUGAACUUUGUCUAACAUAGGAAUUGCAAUUGAGGACUUGUGGCACUACACCCUUGAACUUUUACUUCCCAACAUGGUGUGGAAGUUCAGAUGUGCUUAGUUGCUCUUCUUUUGUUCCAAUUCCCCCCCUUUUUUUUUUCAAACCAAACCCAGAUAAAAAUCAACAGUUGACAUAUGCUUUGCUCUUGCAUGUGGAAUAUGAGAAACAAGUUCUUGGCA